AAAUUCCCUCGGCAACCAAUUAGCAACAGCAACAACACACCGGAAGCGGAAGAAGUCGAAUGCCAUUAUCACAGAAGGGUUGCAGGAAGGAUCGAACCACUGGUGAAUGAUGUUUUGCGAUAAAAGACUGAAAAGAAUUCAUGGAGGUUACUAGAUUCCCUAGAGGCCCCAGCACUCUCUUUCAGAGUCAGGAUAUUAUUCCAGAGAUAUACUGAAAAUAAGCUGGAUGUGGCCCCUGCAAGCAGCACUGUUUUUAACACCACCAUGGACACCAAGAAAGCACCAAGCAGUGCAACUCGUAAAAUAAGCCGCAAAGAUGGACGAUAUCUGGAGGACCCUAAUACACAUGUUAGUAAAUCUGUACGUCGAAGCAAAACUAGUAGGGAAAAGUCUUCUCGCAGUCCCUUGCGUGCCACUACGCUGGAGAGUAAUAUAAAGAGUACAAGUCAUGUGGCAUUCAGAGAGCCCUUAGCUUCAUACAGGGAAGCUAGUACCUCUUCAACACCUAAUGAGAGGGAUAUUUUACAGCCAGCAUCUGGCCUUACUGCUGAUGGGCAAGAGGAAAGGGACUUUGAAAGCACACGGUCAUCAGCAGUGGCUGACACUAAUGUUCGAUAUCUAAAUGACCGGCCUGCAAUUGAUGCAUUGGAGUUGAGGUUAUAUGGGUCCCCCAGUGAACAUGGAAAUUCUGCUCUGCACACUUACAGAGGAGUUAGAACAUUUGAGACUCUUCAGCCAAAUAUGUCAUUCAACUCCUCUAACAAUAGACUAGAAACUUUAAAGAGGCGGCAACCAGAUGCUAAACUUGAGAAGCUGAAAGAGCGGAUACGACGUCAGUGGGAGCUUGCUGGAGAGAAGGACGUUAGAGAGGGAUUGCAUUCUUCAGUUCAUUACUCUGAUCCCACUGCUAAUGCAAAGACUCGCAAAGUUACAUCUGCACCACCACCACCUGUUUACAGAGGUUUCAACCCACCAGACACAAAAAUUUGUACUUUAGAUGGUAAACUUUGCAAGGAAGAGGAUGCCCUCAGUUCACAGCUGUAUGGAACCCUUCAGCCUCCCUCCAGAGAGGGAGUCUCUACAACUGAGAAGUCUCCGAUGAAGAAGACCUCCAGACCAGUGCGGAAAGUUCAGAGAUUAGUUGGUGGAGGGAGCACAGGGAUCACCGAAAGUAAACCAGUUAAAGGAAGCAUCAUAAGUACGUCUUCAUGGAGAGAUGGCCAGAAGUUAGUAAAACAGCUCUUGGGCCCAACACCCAAGAUUGACAAGGAACUCAAAGCUCUGUCUGAUGACAAACAUACCCUUAAGGCAACACCUUCAUUUGAUGGACCAAUAAAUAAGAGGCAAGGCUCCCAUGAGAAAGAUGCGGGCAAGAGGCCUGUGUCCAGUGAGAGGCAAAUAAAGGAGAUUGCAAAAUCCAGGGAUAAACAAAUUGGCAAACAAUCUUCAUCCAGGGAGAAACAGACAGAAAAUGAAGACUUGUCCAGUAAAUCAGCCAGUUCUGUGGGUUAUUCUGAAGCAGUUAAGCAAAUUGAUAAAUACAGGGACCCAGCUCCUACCACAACUUCCCAGAAUGAUAACAUCACAAGUUCUCGUGCAACUCUGGAUAACAAUAAUAAGUAUCAAACGGAACCUGCAGAAUUGAAGAAAGACUUCCUGCCCUUGGAGAUCAGAGGCAUUCUGGAUGACUUGCAGCUCGACGGUGGUAUUGAAGGGAAAAAGCAGACAAGAGGCAGAAGCCAAAGUCCUACCAAAAGAAAACCUGGAAAAUCACAUGCCCCCCAAGAACCCCACAUCUCCUCUAAAAGGAGGCACUAUGAUACAGAGCAAGUACGCCAAUACAUUCUGCGUCAGCAGGAAGAGAGAAAAAAAAAGCAGAAUGACGAGAAGGAAGCACAGAAGCUAGCCGAGGAGCAAAAGAACAAACGUUUGCAGGAGCUCUAUCAGAAACAGAAAGAGGCUUUUAGCAAAGCAAAGGGAUGUAAUACUGGGCAGCAUGUUCAUGAGAGAGAAUUACAGGAUUCCAUUUAUAGCCACAAGAUAGAUCCCAAGAUACAUCAGCCUCCUGAAAAUGCCCCAAGAUUGAUGCUAAAGCAUGCCUGGCCUGAUCUAUCUGCACAAGAAAAGCAGCCCAGUGUUUUAUAUCAGCCAUCUGGGGAGUCUGACAAAGAGAACAAGGGUCAAGAGAGACCCACAAGUGCCUCUUCAGGAAGUGAUCUUUCUCUCUCUGAGCCUCUGCAACCGCUUCUUAGGAGUGACCUGGUGGACACAUACCAUCCAAUUUUAAAUAGCAUAUCCUCAAAAGGUUCACUACCUUCAAGUCUGAAUCCGACACAAGGAGGUGAAUUAAUUCUUUCUCGCUUCCUUACUAUUCCCAAAGACUUAGAGUGUUUGCUGAGCUCUAGUAAAAGUACUGCAAAUCCAGAAAUCAACAAAACCUACUUGCAAAGAAAACCGCCCACUAAUUUCCGGAGCAACUUGGAUCGCAUUGAGUCUCUAAAGGCCACAGCUGUGUCUCUGUCCUCAAGAAUUGAGAGUGAGGCUAAAAAAUUAGCUGGUGGUUCUCUAGCCUUUCCGCCAACUUGGAGCUCUGAAGGUGAUCAUAUGCAUGGUAAUACAGCUGUUUGGAAAAAACCUGAUAGCCCACCUGAGAGAGAUGGUGGGGAUGAUAUUUUUUCAGCUAGAAUACAGAAGAUGAUUGGCACUUGUGAAAGUCACUUUUCCCAGAAGGACCUUCCUGGAGCUAACAACCUUUACAAACAACUUCCAGAUGGAUUUAUUUCAAAUGCAACAAUCACAAAUGGGGGACGUGAGGUCAUAAAUGACAGAAGGGCAUCCCCAGGAAGAGAUGAAAGUUCUAAGAGGCCUACUGACGAUUCCAGUAAAACCAGUCCCCUGCAAAACUCUAGCACCAGUUCUAUUAGCGAGGGACCAUUAUUGAGUGAAGGGAGCAUGUCUGAGGGUGAAGGGAACCCUAGGUGUCGGUCACCAAUUUUCUCAAAUGAAUUAUUAAGAACAAAAGCAUUUUGCAUCAUGGACCAAGGAUCAAGAAGCAAAUCCUUUGAGCCACUUGAUGAAUUUAAGAGAGAAGCAGAGAAAUAUGAGCCAUUGGUGACAUCUAGCACCAAAGGUCCCUGGGAAGAGCUUGCAAAAGGAAGCCCAAACAGUGUUAUUAACAUCUUUACCAAGUCAUGCCAACUUUAUAGCAAAGAAAUGGAAGGAAGAUUGGAGCAAAAUUCACCAGUGCUUAAACCUCAGUUUAUAUCAUCCAGCCCCCAAAACAGUGUCUCCUAUGCAGAUGAUUUUAGUUCAUGCCAAGUCAGUCAAACUCCAAGUGGCACUCAGAUGGCUCGGCAGCAGAGCCUGGACACCAGUGCUUCCAGUGUCAAUGAAGAACUUCCCAUAGUCAGGUCUAGAAAUGAGGGUUCAUCAUCCAGUUCCUCGAGAGCGAGAUCUGCAUCCUCUUCUGCAUCAUACUCAUCUCAGGAAGGAAGCAAACUGAGAAAAUCUUUUCAGAACGAUAGCAUUCACCUUCCCCCAGAAGACGAAAGCUCAUCAUGCUCUAAACAUAAAAACCUUGGGAGCAAACAUACACCUCUUUCACCCAGGAGGGAGCGGUCAGAGGGUACUGACACUGAUAGCACAAUUGGAGAUCUUUCCUCACGUUCUGUAACAAGCUUAUUGUCUGAAUCAGGAAGAGAUGUAAAAAGUCAUCACACAAAUUUCACAGAAAUCGGAGUGCAAAUUCCAGCACCGCCAACUGCUGCAACUACUGGAGGCUCCGUAACACAGCCAUCAGAUUUAGUGUCUGGCUCUGGGCAAGGGUCCAUACACUAUUCACCUAUGGUGCUACAGCAGCGCAUGUCCGCAGAGCUGAACUAUCUUAGUGCUAUGGAGGAGUCAGUGCGACAGCUGUGUGAUGUGGAACGUGUCCGUGGAAUUUCACUUGCUCAACAGGAAACUGUGUCAUUAGCACAGAUCCUUAAGGCUCAGCAGCAACGCCACGAGCAGAACAUGGCUGCUCUGAGACAACAAGCGGAGCAGGAAGCCCAAGCAAGCUUAAGGCAACUGGAAGAAGCACGUCAGAAAGCUGCACAGGCACAAGCUGAAAUUCUACAGCGGUUUCAGAAGACACUGGAUACAUCCACUCCGCUGAAAAAAGAUCAGGUGCUGGAGGAAUUAGAUCACAGUUACUUUUCUCCAUCCAGUUCUGAUCGAACAAUAAAUUCACAAGAUGAUCAACAGAACCAGCAGCACUCCCUUGGAAUUUGGAAAAAAGGAUUAAACUCCUUGUCUGCAUCUCCUCAACCUACCAGCAGUGCUUCAAGUAUUAAAGAGCAUCUGCAAAGCAGUAGCGGUCAUGAGAGUCCACCCACCUCAUCUGUCACAGAAGCAACCAGAAGUCAAAGUAACAUUGAGGAAAGCAUUGUCGAGGAACUUGCAACACCUGGGAAUAACAGUUUACAAGAAAGUAGCAUUGCAACAAUACAUGAAAAAGAUUCACAGUCUGUGGUCUCUGUUCAUGAAGAAGGCAUGGAAGAACAAUCAUUCCGUACUUUGCUGCCAUCAGAGGCUCACCGCCGAGGAAGCCUGGAAAGACAGCGCAGCCAAAGGCAUGAAUCUGAUGAGGAGAGCACACCUGAAAAGGAACUAAGUGGACCUUUUGCAAGUGGGCAGGAUAGUUUCUGGAAAUUCACUAUGGAGAUGGUGCGUCAAUACAUGCAGGAAGGGGAAAUGCGUUCAACACACCAGUCUGCCCUUCUUCGUUUGCGCCAAAAAGCCCUUAAGGAUAAAACUAAGGCAGAGCUUGCAUGGCUGGAACAUCUAAAGAGACGGUUGCGUGAUAAAGGAGAGGAUGAUAAGAUGCCACCUUUGAGGAAACGCCAGCGAGGCCUGUUGUUGAGGUUACAGCAAGAGCAGGCUGAAAUUAAGCGUCUCCAGGAAGCAAAUAAAGCAGCUCGUAGAGAAAGACAGCUUAUCCUUAAACAACAAGAGGAAAUCCAGCGUAUUCAGAAUAGCACCUUGAGGCUGCAGGAAAAGCUGAAAUCUGCAGAGAUCGGGGAGAUUCCCCGGGAAGUGGAAAUCCAGCCGAGUUCUGCAUCCAGCCAUAUUGCCUCUGAUGCAGAUAGCCGCAGCCCAUCACCUGUAUCUGUAUCUGGAAGUGAAACGAGCAGCAUUAUGCAGAAACUACGCAAGAUGCAUAGUCACAUGGAUGCCAAAUUCCUAACCAAAAGGGAGCAACAGCUGGUACAGAGGAGGUUACAUGCACAGGAGUUACUGGAGUGGAAACGGAGGCUUGAUGAGGAGGAACUUGAAAUUAGGCUUAUAGAAAAGCAGGCCUUAGCUGCAUGGGAUAACCAGAAAGUGAACACGAGAAGUAUCUCAGAUGCGAGAGAAGCAAUGGUAGAAGAAAAAAAUGAAAAAGAAGCCUCUUCAGUCCCAUCAAGUCCUUCAUUGCAAACAAACACCUCCGGGAGCCUCCCACCAGAGUAUGUAGCUUCUGAGCUCAGCGAGUCCACCAUCAGUGAGAAAAUCCUUGAACAGAGUGAAGAGCACAGCAGCAUCUCUGAGGAACUGCCCCCAUCUACACAUAGCAAAGGGUCUCCCCUUCAAAGUAACAAAUCUCUAAGAGGUGGAGAAUCAAGCAGGGAUAGUGUUGCUGGGCAGCACACACAUACGCCACUGAGACCACAUCACACAUCUCAUACGUGGUCUGAAGAGUCAUUAUCCAUAACACAUUCAGAGACCACAUCUGACCAGAGUGAUAUUGAAUGUCGUAUUCGAGCACUAAAGGAUGAGUUGAAAAAACGCAAGUCAGUAGUGGAUAGCUUGAAAAGAGAACAGAAGAAAAGGCAGAAAGAAAGACUUCGAGCACAGGAAGCCAUCCUACUUCAGCAACUGAAGUCGUAUGAUGAAUACAUCCUAAAGACACAAGCUGAACUCAGCGGAGAACAUGGAACAGCAUCUGUGUUAAAACCUGCCCCCAAGAAUGCUUUGGCUUCCACUGGGACAAAUCUUAUAAAAUCAGACUUAAGUAACAGGUUUAUUGACACACCCACAAGUAAGACGGUGAGCUUGAAUGAGAAGCACGUGGACUUCACUACUGAUGGAAGUGUCAGCCAAGAAAUAUCUUCUGCCAGCAAUAAGGAGGUUUCAAAAAAGAGUAUUUUUGAGCAGCCCUCUGUUACUCUAUCUUCUAAAGAUAAUGCAACUUCCACCAUCCGAUCCCGUCCACUGUCUCCCCCGUUUAGGGAUCCCUUACUUACAGCAACUCCUGACAGUCCAGCAUCCAGUAUCCACUCGGAGAUCCCUGAAGAGAUGAUAGAAAGUCACCUGUCUGCAUCACCUGCUCCUGCUGCUUUAAACCUUGACCUUAGGAGCCCAACACCAGACGAAACAGCGUAUCUUAGUAAAGAUCACUCCUAUUCUGAUGAUUUUGACACUUCUGCUCCUUUUAGGCAUUCAGUGUCUGAAACUCCUCGUGAGGAGUUGGUGUCUUACGCAACUACUCCUGGUAGAGAACUUCCCAGUGAAAGUAUACCUGAUGAGGAGGAGGAGCAUAGUGAAUUCAGGCCAGCAAGUCCCCAUGUUGUAGAGUCUUUAACAAUAAACCCACCUUCACAGGAUACCUUGCUUUCCAGUGAAAUUACUGAUCCCCUUACUCACCUUUUUUUGGGAGAUCGUGUUCUAGUGAGUGGAGUCCAACCAGGUACCUUACGUUUCAAAGGGACAACUCACUUUGCAGAUGGUCUGUGGGCAGGUAUAGAGCUUGAUAUGCCAGAAGGCAAUAAUGAUGGAUCUCAUGGAGGUUCACGCUAUUUUAACUGUAAACACCAGUAUGGUAUAUUUGCCCCUCCACACAAAAUCACUUUGUUACCACAGGAAAAGCAAAUCCAACUUCAUAAAGAAGAGUACAGUGAUGAAGUGUCUCUUGACCAUAAAAAUGAGACUGAUGUUUAUCUAUCUGAGCCAAAAUCUGAACAGGAGACAACUCUGGAAGUCACAGAACCUCUAAAUGAAUCACAAAACAAAACUGAUCAAAAUCAGUUUCUUAGCAGUAAUUUAAACCUUGACAUAACUACAGAAACUCCUCAUGUCAAGGAGGAAAAGAAAGAGCCCAACAUACCUCUAGUAGACUUAGUAAUCAAUGAUGAACAGAAGCCAGAUGCCUUUAUGGAGCAAGCACCGAAUCUUAACAUACUUUCCGAAAGUCUUCUGCAGUAUUGCCUAAAGGAUACAAUUAGCUACCUCCAAAAUUUGCGCAAGCAACGGGAAGAAAAGAUUCAGCAAAACAAUCAAGAGCUGCAGAAUUCUCCCACAACCUGCAGCCUUUACCUUAAGAACAAAGAAGCACCAAAUGAUGAUAUACAGCCACAUCUGGAUCUGGCAGGGAUUGAGCCAAGCUGUAGCCUCCUUUCUGCCUUCACAGAGGAGCCUGACUGGUUUGAUGAGGAUUUUGGACUUAGUACCUGCAGAGCCCAGCAGCGAGAGAUAAAGCAGGCUUUGCUAGUCGAGCCUACUCCGGAGCCUUGUUUAUUAGUACCAGAGCCCAUACCCAAGCCCUUACUUCCAAUACUGCAACCAGAACCUUUCUUGGCAGUGCCCCACACUGCAGUGAAAGUGGAACAGCUUGUGUGUGUGGCUACAGAUGAGCUCUGGAAAUGGAAAAAACUAAAUGGAGAUCUUCAGGAGAUCCGGACAACAUAUGCACAAGAUGGGGAUGAAGAACAAAGCCCAGCCAGAUGUGCUUACAAGACAGUAGUAUUUGAUCUAACACAUCAAAUAUUUGAGGAGAUAUGCUGUUCAGAUCAAAUAGAGAUGGAGCCUCCUUGGAAGAAGCCUUCCAGAGUGUCUCCAACAUAUGCCCGUCGAGUAAGAGAUCCGCACAACCUAGAGGAAAUAAAGUCUAUCCUUAUUGAUGAAGUUCUCAGUCUCCUGAGUCUCAAGAAAGAACAAAACCACAAAACGGACUGGCAGAGAAUGAUGAAGUUUGGAAGAAAGAAGAGAGACAGAGUAGAUCAGAUUCUGGUAAAAGAACUGCAUGAGGAGGAAGCACAGUGGGUAAAUUAUGAUGAGGAUGAACUGUUUGUGAAGAUGCAGUUGGCUGAUGGGAUUUUUGAGGCCUUAAUUCGGGACACAGUGCAUGUUCUGCAAAGCAUCCAGCAAAAAAAGAACCUCCUAAUGCUGGUUUGACAAACUACCAUACCUCUCAUGGUCUUCACCGUGCGUGACUUGUGAACAUAAGGGCUCUAUCCAUAAGGAGCAAAAAGACGGAGACGUGUGCGUAAAAACAAAACUUUUUCACCCUGGAAGAAAAAGUGAUGGAAGAAAAAGAUAAUAGGUUCCCAGUUUACAUGACUUGUGAACUAGACACUUUGGUCCCUUAUUUUGUAAAUGUUAGAUUGUCCUGCUUUAAAUUAUUUACAUAUCAUGAAUUGUUUUCAGGCAGAUCUGUUCAAUUCAAGGAAGGGGAAUCCUGAAUUUCCAUGCAGUUUCUUGUUGCCUUUAUCAAGGCCAAACUGUAGGAAGUUUAAAAGGUGUGUGAGGCUUACAAGGGAUAUAAAUUAGCAUGAAAGUGUGUGUGAGGCAGGGUGUGUACUGCAGCCUCAUCAAGUGUCCUUAAUUUCUUGUAAUACUUGAAAAGUUGGGUGUACAGUAUUACAUGUAGGCAAUAGGAUCUCUCCCAGUGGAAGUCAUGUGAGAAACCAUGAAUGGGAAAAUAUUUCUUUUACAAAAUUGUUUUAAUGUUAAUGAACAAUACAUGACAAGGGGGCAGCAAAGGCUCCUCAUAAUUUAUUAAAUAAAUUCUACCACAGUACAUUUAUUUCUAGGACCAAGAGGAUUGAUAAAGUAAAAAAAAAAAAACCUAGAGGAAGUAUAUGUAAGCAGAAUUAGUAUUUUCAAAUCUCUUCAUCCAAGAUGAUGUAAAUGAAUUUACCUCUCCUCUCCAAUACAUUUCACUUAUAGCACUUAAUCACACUCUUUUAUUGAGUUCCCUGAAUAAAGGUGAGCAGUACAUAGUGUAAUAUGGUUAGCUAAUGUGGUCAUCACUUUGUAUGGGGCCACCAAAUUAGCAGAUAUAAGCUCCUAGUAAAUCGGAGCUGGUCAGAUUGACAUAUUGGUCAUCAUAUGACCGCCAGUGGUUGUCGGAGACCAUCAAUCCAAUACAAAAUGACAGGUGCUAACACCCAUGCCACCCAUAUGUUAGAUCUGUACGCACAUAAUUGGAUAAUUCAACCAGUAGACUGAACAGCUCACAAAGGAAUAUGCCCGUAUGUAGCAGCUUUUAGAGUGGCUUAUUGAAUCACAGUUAAGAUAACACUAUUUUAAUAACUAUCAGUAAUUGUUUUUGUGGCAUAUCAGUGACCUGGAAUCAAUGGGCCAAACAACAGAUGAGAUGAGAGACAUAACAUGGAUCCUAGUGGGAAAGUAGCCCAGUUACUUAUGAACGAAAAAAAGCUUUACAUGAACCAUCAAUACUAUGCACUAGUACAGGACCUAAAAACUUUCUUUAUUUAUUUUUGCAUCAUAUUCUUUCACAUGUGUGUUACUCCUAAACCAUCACAGUUGUGUUACAUGUAAAGUAUCUGACA
Molecule: messenger RNA, 9593 nt
Organism: Xenopus tropicalis (tropical clawed frog)
Lineage: Eukaryota; Metazoa; Chordata; Amphibia; Anura; Pipidae
Gene: cep350
Product: centrosomal protein 350kDa
Exons: 37
Coding region: 265-8193 (2642 amino acids)
Biological process (GO): microtubule anchoring
Cellular component (GO): centrosome
Molecular function (GO): microtubule binding
Source: RefSeq, a predicted model, not a curated record